Purpureocillium lilacinum is the source of this 918-nucleotide messenger RNA. RefSeq lists its product as uncharacterized. The record is from RefSeq and is a predicted model, not a curated record. NCBI's taxonomy places the organism in Eukaryota, Fungi, Ascomycota, Sordariomycetes, Hypocreales, Ophiocordycipitaceae.
AUGGCCGAGCUUUCAGGAGCGCUAGGCAUCCAGGCGCUGAGUUCGGCACGGCAGAGCGAGCGGAGCCGGGGCGCCAGCUUCGACAGCGGUCUUGCUCGGAAGCCGACCAAACCGCCUGCUCGCCUGUCUCGGGUCCUGUACAUCCCCGUCCACUCCAGCUCCGAGCUUCAUGUCUCGAUCCACGACGUUAGCGCCGGGUACAAGCAUGUCAUUGGCCACGCCCCGAUGGGCGGAAGCGAGAUCAUAGGUGACGCGGUCAUGGGCAGCCGGUUGUUCAUGACACGGCUGGGGACUAUGAACAAGCCGACGGCUGGCGCGGAGGGGAGCAAGGUGCAGUACGCCUUCGACGCUGUAGUCGGCGAUACGGAGGCUUCGGCGACCUUGCAGCGGUGCCCACCGGGCAAUGCAGAACAGGCUGUGAAAAUCUCUCUGCCACACGCAACUGACGACUUUGAACUCGUUGCGGACGAGCAGGUGCAUGCAGUGGCCUCGUUCCCCGUCGAAGACACAACCUCCAGCGUCGGAACUGCUCGCCACCCGUUCUACGCGUUGCCUUCCCGCGACGGUUCAGAGAAACUGCAGUGGCAGAUUCACCCGCUAGAAACCGGUCCGCUGAGAUACACUCUCGUUGCCGAUCCCUCUGAGGGCGACGAGGACCUCACGCCAGCGGAAGACAGCAUCAGAGCGGUGUAUCAUCAGAUAGGCUCGGGUCCUUCCUUGUCCACCGCAAGCAGCGAAGGUGUCUUGCUUCUGCCAGAGGUCAAGUCCGGCGACACAUCUUUGACAGAAGAGAUGGUCGUUGCCAGCUUGCUGGGGCUGCUGUGGAGGGUCCGUGGCAUGGAGGUGAAACCAAGGGUUGACAAUGUCCCGGCUCAAGCUGGUAAAUCAUUUCUGAAGCGCAUUUUCAAGAAGGACUAG